UUCCCACUGCGCGCGCCGCUCUCCGGUCGCCGCCUCCGGUGCCGCGCCGCUGAAGUUCCCGCCGGGCCGGGCUCCCGCCGCCGGGGACAUGCUGCCGAAGCCGCGGAGCCGGGGCCGCCCCAGCUCCCAGGCCGACAGGGACGGGGGCCGCGGCGGGGACAGCCGGGCCGCGAGAAGCGCCGUCGCCGAGGAGGCCCCGAGCACCUCCCGCGGGGCGGGCGGCUCGCAGGACCCCCGCCGCUCCUCGUCGCAGGGCGGCCGCCCGGCCGACGCGCCCCUGGCCGUGGGGCCCCGGUCCCAGAAGCAGCUGGAGCUGAAGGUGGCCGAGCUGGUGCAGUUCCUGCUGAUUAAGGACCAGAGGAAGAUCCCCAUCAAGCGGGCCGACAUCGUGAAGCACGUCCUGGGCGACUACCGGGACCUGUUCCCCGACCUCCUGCACCGCGCCGCCGAGCGCCUGCAGUACGUGUUCGGGUACCGGCUGGUGGAGCUGGAGCCCAAGAGCAACACCUACAUCCUCAUCAACAGCCUGGAGCCCGUGGAGGAGGACGCCGAGCUGCGGGGCGACCAGGGCACGCCCACCACCGGCCUGCUCAUGAUCGUCCUGGGGCUCAUCUUCAUGAAGGGCAACGCCGUCAAGGAGACGGAGGUCUGGGACUUCCUGCGCCGCCUGGGGGUGUACCCCACCAAGAAGCACCUGAUCUUCGGCGACCCCAAGAAGCUCCUCACCGAGGACUUCGUGCGGCAGCGGUACCUGGAGUACCGGCGGAUCCCGCACACGGACCCCGUGGACUAUGAGUUGCAGUGGGGCCCGCGAACCCACCUGGAAACCAGCAAGAUGAAAGUGCUGAAGUUUGUGGCCAAAGUCCAUAACCAGGACCCCAAGGACUGGCCGGCCCAGUACUGCGAGGCCCUGGCGGAGGAGGAGGACCGGGCCCGGCCUCAGGCCAGCGCCCCAUCCCAGGCCAGCGCCCGAUCUCAGACCAGCGCCCCUUCUCAGACCAGCGCCCGAUCUCAGACCAGCACCCGACCUCCGAGCAGCGCCCCAUCUCAGACCAGUGCCCGACCUCCGAGCAGCGCCCCAUCUCAGACCAGUGCCCGACCUCAGACCAGCGCCCCAGCCCCCUCCUCUUGAAGCCAUAGGUUCCGGGGGACCCCUGGGGGCCAGGGUCGAAGGCGCAGGCCUGAGGGGGUGUCAGUGGGGCAGGGGGCAUAUUUCUGUAAAGCUGAACUGUGUGUAGCUUUAGGAUGUGUUUGCAAACUUUUGUUCUUUUACUAUUAUAAAGUAUUUGGUUCCAAGUUUUCAUUUAUAAAAAUAUGAGUAGAGGAUUUAUUUUGUUUUAGUAUCUGUAUUUUGUGUGUGUGUGUGUGUGUGUGUAUAAAAACUUGGCUAGCUUUAUAAAACUAAUUGGAAAACUUUGUACUGUGAUUUGGAACAAAAAACACAUCAGUAAUUUGCUUUGGUGCCAAGUCAGUGUAAGUGGCUGUUAUAUGGCCUCCUAACUGCCCUAGUUUGUAAGGAAAAAUAAAAGCCUUUAUAAAUUAAAAAUAAAAAUAUAAUUGCGUAUGUCCUCUUGCUUCAGCACAGCUAUUUUAUGUUUUCUAUGUAUAAGAAAAUUGUAUUUCCUCGACAUAACUUUUUUACAUUCAUGAUUAUUAUUUAGCUCUGUGGCUAACCAUUUAGCUUUUUUCCUACCCUCAUUAUAAUAAAUACUGUAUCUUUGAAGCAGUUAA
This is a messenger RNA of Myotis lucifugus (little brown bat), 1731 nucleotides long. RefSeq names its product NSE3 homolog, SMC5-SMC6 complex component (gene NSMCE3). The coding region runs from base 89 to 1132 and encodes 347 amino acids. Gene Ontology annotation, biological process: negative regulation of transcription by RNA polymerase II. The record is from RefSeq and is a predicted model, not a curated record. The transcript has a single exon. Lineage: Eukaryota; Metazoa; Chordata; Mammalia; Chiroptera; Vespertilionidae. Gene Ontology annotation, cellular component: nucleus.